GGGACUGAGAGGCCGCCCGGCGGCGCGGAUGCACAGCCUGCCUGCCCAAGAUCAAAGCCACCGGUGCUCUCUUUGUGUCCGCUCGGGAUUCGUCGCCCUGGGGCUGUCCAUGGAAACCUAAACUGCUGGAACCCGAAGCAGAGAGCCUCCCCCCCCACCCCUUCAGCUGCUUGCUUUUUUUUCGUGGGGAGGGUGGCCACUCCGACCUGGAUUUACCGUUCUUGGCCCCCGUGAGCCCCCCCGUGCGGGGGGCGGCUGUGAUCGCUCUGGCGGUUGGAGGUCGGGGAGCGGCCCGGGCUCUGGCCAUGUUCUCGGAUGAGGAUUUCUGGAUCGCCCUGUGAAGAGGUCUCCCCGAGAGGGCCCUGCCCAGUCGGAGAGAGGGAUGGCCAGCCAGAAGCCGCCUGGCGAGGAUAAAGACUCAGAACCGGCAGCUGAUGGAGCUGCAGCUUCUGAGGAGCCAGGCGCCCCUGAGCCCGAGCUUCCCAGCCCUCACGUGGGGGAGGCGUCUGUCCCCAGUCCUGGGAGUCCCAGGCUUCAAGGGCCUGGAGGGGACUGCAGUGAGGGUCCAGCGCGGCGCUGUGCUCUCUGUAACUGCGGGGAGCCUAGUCUGCAUGGGCAGCGCGAGCUGCGGCGCGUUGAGUUGCCGUGUGACUGGCCCCGGUGUCCAGUGGUAUCCCCUGGGGGGAACCCAGGGCCCAGUGAGGACCUGUCACAGAUUGGUUUCCCUGAGGGCCUUACACCUGCCCACCUGGGAGAACCUGGAGGGUUCUGCUGGGCUCACCAUUGGUGUGCUGCGUGGUCAGCAGGCGUGUGGGGGCAGGAGGGCCCAGAACUAUGUGGUGUGGACAAGGCCAUCUUCUCAGGGAUCUCACAGCGCUGCUCCCACUGCACCAGGCUCGGUGCCUCCAUCCCUUGCCGCUCGCCCGGUUGUCUACGGCUUUACCACUUCCCCUGUGCAGCUGCCAGUGGUUCCUUCCUGUCCAUGAAGACGCUGCAGCUGCUAUGCCCAGAGCACAGUGACGGGGCUGCACAUCUGGAGGAGGCGCGCUGUGCUGUCUGUGAGGGGCCGGGGGAAUUGUUUGACCUGUUCUUCUGUACCAGCUGUGGGCAUCACUAUCAUGGGGCCUGCCUGGACACUGCUCUGACUGCCCGCAAGCGUGCUGGCUGGCAGUGCCCUGAAUGCAAAGUGUGCCAAGCCUGCAGGAAACCUGGGAAUGACUCUAAGAUGCUGGUCUGUGAGACGUGUGACAAAGGAUACCAUACUUUCUGCCUAAAACCACCCAUGGAGGAGCUGCCUGCUCAUUCUUGGAAGUGCAAGGCAUGCCGGAUAUGCCGGGCCUGUGGGGCAGGCUCAGCAGAGCUGAGUCCCCACUCUGAGUGGUUUGAGAACUACUCCCUCUGUCACCGCUGUCACAGAGCCCAGGGAGGUCAGCCUGUCAGUUCUGUGGCUGGGCAGCACCCCCCUGUCUGUAGCAGAUUUUCACCCCCAGAGCCUGGUGACACCCCCACUGACGAGCCCGAUGCUCUGUACGUUGCAUGCCAAGGGCAGCCAAAGGGCGGGCACGUGACCUCUAUGCAACCCAAGGAACCGGGGCCCCUGCAAUGUGAAGCCAAACCACUAGGGAGAGCAGGGGCCCAACUUGAGCCCCGGUUGGAGACCCCCCUGAAUGAGGAGAUGCCACUGCUGCCCCUCCCUGAGGAGUCACCCCUGUCCCCGCCGCCUGAGGAGUCACCCACAUCCCCGCCGCCUGAGGCAUCGCGCUUGUCCCCGCCACCGGAGGAGUCUCCUCUGUCUCCUCCGCCUGAGUCGUCACCCUUUUCUCCACGGGAGAUGCCCCUGUCCCCGCCCCCUGAUGCAUCGCCCCUGUCCCCGCCGUUGGAGGAGUCCCCACUGUCCCCACCACCUGAGGAAUUGCCCACUUCCCCGCCGCCUGAAGCAUCGCGCCUGUCUCCACCGCCCGAGGAGUCGCCCAUGUCGCCCCCACCCGAGGAGUCUCCCAUGUCACCACCACCGGAGGCAUCGCGCCUGUUCCCGCCUUUUGAAGAGUCUCCCCUGUCCCCUCCCCCUGAGGAGUCUCCCCUCUCCCCACCACCUGAGGCCUCACGCCUGUCCCCACCACCUGAGGACUCACCCAUGUCCCCACCACCUGAAGACUCACCCAUGUCUCCCCCUCCUGAGGUGUCGCGCCUGUGCCCACCGCCUGAGGAGUCCCCCCUGUCCCCACCGCCUGAGGAGACUCCCACAUCGCCUCCCCCUGAGGCCUCACGCCUGUCCCCACCACCGGAGGACUCACUUAUGUCCCUGCCCUUGGAAGAGUCACCUCUGUCACCGUUGCCUGAGGCGCUGCCACACUGCCCCCGGCCUGAGGAACCACGACUCUGCCCGCAGUCUGGGGAGGCUCGCCUGUCUGCUCAGCCUGAGGAGCUGUGCCUGUCCCUUGCACUUGAGGAACCCCGUCUGUCCUCACAGCCUGAGGAGCUGCACCUGUCCCCUGUGCCUGAGAAGCCACACCUGUCCCCCCAGUCUGAGGAACCUCAGUUGUCCCCCCGGCCUGAAGAACCACGCCUGUCCCCCCAGUCUGAGGAACCUCAUCUGUCCCCCCGACCUGAAGAACCACGCCUAUCCCCCCAGUCUGAGGAACCUCAACUAUCCCCCCGGCCUGAGGAACCGCCCCCGUCUCCUGGGCCUGAGGAGCCACACCUGUCCCCUCAGCCUGAGGAACCUCAACUGUCCCCUCAAUCUGAGGAGCCACACCCGUCCCCUCGGCCUGGGGAGCCACACCCGUCCCCUCAGCCUGAAGAACCUGCCCUGUCCCCCCGGCCUGAGGAACCGCACCUGUCCCCCUGGCCUGAGGAACCACGCCUGUCGCCCCGACCUGAGGAGCCACACCUGUCCCCCAAGUCUGAGGAACCUCAUCUGUCUCCUCGGCCUGAGGAACCCGCCCUGUCCCCCCGGCCUGAGGAAUUGCACCUGUCCCCUCGGCCUGAGGAACCACACCUGUUGCCCGGGCCUGAGGAGCCACCCCUGUCACCCCAGCCUGAGGAGCCACCCCUGCCCUCUCGGCCUGAGGAGCCGCACCUGUCCCCCCAGCCUGAGGAGCCAGGCCAAUGCCCAGUCCCUGAGGCGCUGUCCUUAUUCUCCCAACCUGGGGAGCCACCUUUAUCUCCCUUGCUUGAAGAGCCAGCUCUGUCUGAGCCUGGGGAACCACCUCUGUCCCCUCUGCCUCAAGAGCUGCCUUUGUCUCCAUCUGGGGAGCCAUCUUUGUCACCUCAGCUGAUGCCACCAGAUCCUCUUCCUCCUCCACUCUCCCCCAUUAUCACAGCUGUGGCCCCACCAGCCCUGUCUCCUUUGGGGGAGUUAGGGUACCCCUUUGGUGCCAAAGGGGACAGUGACCCUGAGUCACCAUUGGCUGCCCCCAUCCUGGAGACCCCCAUCAGUCCUCCACCUGAAGCUCACUGCACUGACCCUGAGCCUGUGCCCCCCAUGAUCCUCCCCCCCUCCCCUGGUUCCCCACUGGGCCCGGCGUCUCCCAUCCUGAUGGAGCCCCUUCCCCCUCCAUGUUCUCCCCUCCUGCAGCGUUCCCUGCCUGCCCCAAGUCCUCCUCCCUCCCAGUGCUCUCCUCCUGCUCUGCCGCUGUCUGUGCCCUCCCCAUUGAGUCCGGUCGGGAAGGCAGAGGAGCUCUCAGAUGAGCCUGAGCCGCAUGAGAUGGAGACUGAGAAGGCCCCAGACCCUGAGUGCCCAGCCUUGGAACCCAGUGUCACCAGUCCUCUCCUCUCCCCAAUGGGGGACCUGUCCUGCCCUGCCCCCAGCCCUGCGCCAGCCCUGGAGGACUUCCCUGGCCUUGGGGAGGACGCGGCCCCUCUGGAUGGGAUGGAUGCUGCUCGUGCACAGCCAGAGGCUGGAGAGGCCCCUGGCAGUGAACUGAAGGGCUCCCCUGUGCUCUUGGAUCCUGAGGAGCUGGCCCCUGUGACCCCUAUGGAGGUCUAUGGCCCAGAAUGCAAGCAGAUGGGGCAGGGCUCGCCCUGUGAUGAGCAGGAGGAGCUGCGUGCAGCGGUGGCCCCCACACCACCCACUCUCAUCAAAUCUGACAUCGUUAACGAGAUCUCCAACCUGAGCCAGGGUGAUGCCAGUGCCAGUUUUCCUGGUUCAGAGCCCCUGCUGGGCUCUCCUGACCCUGAAGGUGGGGGCUCCCUGUCCAUGGAGCUCGGGGUAUCUACAGAUGUCAGUCCAGCCCGCGACGAGGGCUCCCUGCGGCUCUGUACUGACUCACUGCCAGAGACUGAUGACUCGUUAUUGUGUGAGGCCGGGACGGCCGUCAGCGGAGGCAAAGCUGAGGGAGACAAGGGGAGGCGCCGGAGCUCUCCAGCCCGCUCCCGCAUCAAGCAGGGUCGCAGCAGCAGUUUCCCAGGAAGACGCCGGCCCCGUGGGGGAGCACACGGAGGGCGAGGCAGAGGACGGGCCCGGCUGAAAUCCACUACUUCUUCCGUUGAGACUCUGGUAGUUGCUGACAUGGACGGUUCACCCAGCAAGGAGGAGGAGGAGGACGAUGACGACACCAUGCAGAAUACCGUGGUUCUCUUCUCCAACACCGACAAGUUUGUUCUGAUGCAGGACAUGUGUGUGGUGUGCGGCAGCUUCGGCCGAGGAGCAGAGGGCCACCUCUUGGCCUGCUCGCAGUGUUCUCAAUGCUAUCACCCUUACUGUGUCAACAGCAAGAUCACCAAGGUGAUGCUUGUGAAGGGCUGGCGUUGUGUGGAGUGCAUCGUGUGUGAGGUGUGCGGCCAGGCCUCUGACCCCUCCCGCCUGCUGCUCUGCGACGACUGCGACAUUAGCUACCACACAUACUGCUUGGACCCCCCACUGCUCACUGUGCCCAAGGGUGGCUGGAAGUGCAAGUGGUGUGUGUCUUGUAUGCAGUGUGGGGCUGCCUCCCCUGGCUUCCACUGUGAGUGGCAGAACAGUUACACACACUGCGGGCCCUGUGCCAGUCUGGUGACCUGCCCUAUCUGCCACGCUCCAUAUGUGGAAGAGGACCUGCUGAUUCAGUGCCGCCACUGUGAACGGUGGAUGCAUGCUGGCUGUGAGAGCCUCUUCACGGAGGACGAUGUGGAGCAGGCGGCCGAUGAAGGCUUUGACUGUGUCUCCUGCCAGCCCUAUGUGGUGAAGCCUGUGGCACCUGUUGCGCCUCCAGAGUUGGUGCCUGUGAAAGUUAAGGAGCCAGAGCCCCAGUACUUCCGCUUUGAAGGUGUGUGGCUGACGGAAACAGGCAUGGCGGUGCUGCGUAACCUGACCAUGUCGCCCCUGCACAAGCGGCGCCAGCGGCGCGGACGGCUUGGCCUCCCAGGCGAGGCAGGGCUGGAGGGCUCCGAGCCAUCAGAUGCCCUCGGCCCUGAUGACAAGAAGGAUGGGGACCUGGACACCGAAGAGCUUCUCAAGGGUGAAGGUGGCGUGGAGCACAUGGAAUGUGAAAUUAAAUUGGAGGGCCCCGCCAGUCCUGACGUGGAACCUGGCAAAGAGGAGACCGAGGAAAGCAAAAAACGCAAGCGCAAACCCUAUCGGCCUGGCAUUGGUGGUUUCAUGGUGCGACAGCGGAAAUCCCACACACGUGUGAAAAAGGGACCUGCUGCACAGGCGGAGGUGUUGAGUGGGGAUGGGCAGCCCGACGAGGGUGAGACGGUGAUGCCUGUAGAUCUGCCUGCAGAGGGCUCCGGGGAACAGGGCUUAGCAGAUGGAGAUGAGAAGAAGAAGCAGCAGCGGCGAGGGCGCAAGAAGAGCAAACUAGAAGACAUGUUCCCUGUGUACCUUCAGGAGGCCUUCUUUGGGAAGGAGCUGCUGGACCUGAGCCGAAAGGCCCUUUUUGCAGUUGGGGUGGGCCGUCCAAGCUUUGGACUAGGAACACCCAAAGCCAAGGGGGACGGAGGUUCAGAUAGGAAGGAGCCUCCCACCUCACAGAAAGGAGAUGAUGGCCCAGAUGUUGCAGACGAGGAGUCCCAUGGCCCCGAGGGCAAGGCUGACACACCAGGACCUGAGGAUGGGGGUAUAAAGGCAUCUCCAGUGCCCAGUGACCCCGAGAAGCCAAGUACUCCAGGUGAAGGGAUGCUUAGCUCUGACUUAGAUAGGAUCCCCACGGAAGAACUCCCCAAAAUGGAAUCCAAGGACCUGCAGCAGCUCUUCAAGGACGUGCUGGGGUCUGAACGAGAGCAGCACCUGGGUUGUGGAACCCCUGGCCUGGAAGGCAGCCGCACACCACUGCAGAGGCCCUUUGUCCAAGGUGAUACAGGUGGACUCCCUUUGGGUAAUCUGCCCUCCGGCAGCCCAAUGGACUCCUACCCGGCCCUCUGCCAGUCUCCUUUCCUGGACUCUAGGGAGCGCGGGGGCUUCUUUAGCCCAGAACCCGGUGAGCCAGACAGCCCUUGGACGGGCUCAGGGGGCACCACGCCCUCCACCCCUACCACCCCCACCACAGAGGGCGAGGGCGACGGGCUCUCCUAUAGCCAGCGGAGUCUGCAGCGCUGGGAGAAGGAUGAGGAGUUGGGCCAGCUCUCCACCAUCUCCCCUGUGCUCUAUGCCAACAUUAACUUUCCUAAUCUCAAGCAAGAUUACCCAGACUGGUCCAGCCGUUGCAAACAGAUCAUGAAGCUCUGGAGAAAGGUCCCAGCAGCUGACAAAGCCCCCUACCUGCAAAAGGCCAAAGAUAACCGGGCAGCACACCGCAUCAACAAGGUGCAGAAGCAGGCUGAGAGCCAGAUCAACAAGCAGACCAAGGUGGGCGACCCAGCCCGUAAGACUGAUCGACCGGCCCUGCAUCUCCGCAUUCCCCCCCAGCCGGGGGCCCUGGGCAGCCCGCCCCCUGCUGCCGCCCCUGCCGUUUUCAUUGGCAGCCCCACUCCCCCCGCCGGCAUGUCUACCUCCGCGGACGGGUUCCUGAAGCCGCCAGCGGGCACCGUGCCCGGCCCCGACUCGCCCGGUGAGCUCUUCCCCAAGCUCCCACCCCAGGUGCCCGCCCAAGUGCCUUCGCAGGACCCCUUUGGACUGGCCCCUGCCUACGCCCUGGAGCCCCGCUUCCCUGCGGCACCACCCGCCUACCCUACCUAUCCUAGUCCAGCUGGGGCCCCUGCGCAGCCCCCAGUGCCCGGUGCCUCUGUUCGUCCUGGGACUGGCCUGCCAGGGGAAUUCCAUGGCACUCCCCCUGGCACUCCCCGACACCAGCCCUCCACACCUGACCCCUUUCUUAAGCCCCGCUGCCCCUCACUGGACAACCUGGCUGUGCCUGAGAGCCCAGGGGUAGGGGGAGGCAAGGCUUCUGAGCCCCUGCUCUCACCCCCACCUCUUGGGGAGUCCCGCAAGGCCCUGGAGGUGAAGAAGGAAGAACUUGGGACAUCCUCCCCGAGCUAUGGGCCCCCAAACCUGGGUUUUGUUGACCCACCCUCCUCAGGCCCCCACCUUGGUGGCCUGGAGUUGAAGGCCCCUGACGUCUUCAAAGCCCCGCUGACCCCUCGGGCAUCUCAGGUAGAGCCCCAGAGCCCGGGCUUGGGCCUCCGGCCCCAGGAGCCACCCCCUGCCCAGGCUUUGGCUCCUUCUCCCCCAAGCCACCCGGACAUCUUUCACCCUGGCCCCUACCCUGACCCCUAUGCCCAGCCCCCAUUGACUCCUCGGCCCCAGCCCCAGCCCCCUGAGAGCUGCUGUGCCCUGCCCCCUCGUUCACUGCCCUCUGACCCUUUCUCCCGAGUGCCCGCCAGUCCUCAGUCCCAGUCCAGCUCCCAGUCACCAUUGACGCCCCGUCCUCUGUCUGCCGAGGCUUUCUGCCCGUCCCCUGUCACCCCUCGCUUCCAGUCCCCUGACCCUUACUCCCGCCCACCCUCACGCCCUCAGUCCCGUGACCCGUUCGCCCCGUUGCAUAAGCCUCCCCGACCCCAGCCCUCUGAAGUUGCCUUUAAGGCUGGGCCUCUGGCCCACACUCCCCUGGGGGCCGGGGGCUUCCCAGCAGCCCUGCCCUCGGGGCCAACUGGUGAGCUCCACGCCAAGGUCCCAAGUGGGCAGCCCCCCAGUUUUGCCCGUUCUCCUGGGACAGGCGCAUUUGUGAGCACCCCAUCUCCUAUGCGUUUCACUUUCCCUCAGGCAGUGGGGGAGCCUUCCCUCAAGCCCCCUGCCCCUCAGCCUGGUCUCCCUCCACCCCAUGGGAUCAACAGCCAUUUUGGGCCCGGCCCCACUUUGGGCAAGCCUCAAAGCACAAACUACGCAGUAGCCACGGGGAACUUCCACCCAUCGGGCAGCCCCCUGGGGCCCGGCAGCGGGUCCACAGCAGAGGGCUAUGGGCUGUCCCCGCUACGCCCCACGUCAGUUCUGCCACCACCUGCACCCGACGGAUCCCUCCCCUACCUGUCCCAUGGAGCCUCACAGCGGGCCAGCAUCACCUCUCCAGUCGAAAAGCGAGAAGAACCAGGGGCUGGAAUGAGUAGCUCUUUGGUGGCACCUGAACUCCCAGGUACCCAGGACCCUGGCAUGUCCAGCCUCAGCCAGACAGAGCUGGAGAAGCAGCGACAGCGCCAGCGACUCCGUGAGCUGCUGAUUCGGCAGCAGAUCCAGCGCAACACCCUGCGGCAGGAGAAGGAAACAGCUGCGGCAGCUGCAGGAGCUGUGGGGCCCCCUGGCGGCUGGGGUGCUGAGCCCAGCAGCCCUGCCUUUGAGCAGCUGAGCCGGGGCCAGGCCCCCUUUGCUGGGACUCAGGAUAAGGGCAGUCUCAUGGGCUUACCCCCCAGCAAGCUGGGUGGCUCUGUCCUGGGGCCAGGAGCCUUCCCCAGUGAUGAUCGACUCUCACGGCCACCUCCCCCAGCCACGCCUUCCUCCAUGGAUGUGAAUAACCGGCAACUGGUAGGAGGCUCCCAGGCCUUCUAUCAGCGAACGCCCUAUCCUGGGUCCCUGCCCUUGCAGCAGCAGCAGCAGUUGUGGCAGCAGCAGCAGCAGCAGCAGGCAACAGCAGCAGCCUCCAUGCGACUCUCCAUGUCCACUCGUUUCCCAUCAGCUCCUGGACCUGAGCUUAGUCGCCAAGCCCUGGGGUCCCCCGUAGCAGGAAUUCCCACCCGCUUGCCAGGCCCUGGCGAGCCAGUGCCUGGUCCGGCUGGUCCUGCCCAGUUUAUCGAGUUGAGGCACAAUGUACAGAAAGGACUAGGACCUGGGGGAGCUCCAUUUCCUGGUCAAGGCCCCCCUCAGAGACCUCGUUUUUACCCUGUCAGUGAAGACCCCCAUCGACUGGCUCCGGAAGGGCUGCGGGGCCUGGCGCUGUCAGGCCUUCCUCCACAGAAACCCUCAGCCCCACCGGCCCCUGAGCUGAGCAACAGCCUCCAUCCCCCAUCCCACACCAAGGGUCCCACCCUUCCGGCUGGCUUGGAGCUGGUCAGCCGGCCACCCUCGAGUACAGAGCUUGGCCGCCCCCCUCCUCUGGCCCUGGAGCCGGGGAAGUUAGCCUGCGAGGAUCCUGAGCUGGAUGAUGACUUUGAUGCCCACAAGGCACUAGAGGAUGAUGAAGAGCUCGCUCACCUGGGGCUAGGUGUGGAUGUGGCCAAGGGUGACGAUGAACUGGGCACCCUGGAGAACCUGGAGACCAACGACCCCCACCUGGAUGACCUGCUCAACGGAGAUGAGUUUGAUCUACUGGCCUACACGGACCCGGAGCUGGACACUGGGGACAAGAAGGACAUCUUCAAUGAGCACCUGAGGCUGGUGGAGUCAGCUAACGAGAAGGCCGAGCGGGAAGCCCUGCUGCGGGGGGUGGAGCCAGGAGCCUUGGGCCCUGAGGAGCGCCCUGCCCCCGUUUCUGAUGCCGCUGAGCCCCGCCUGGCAUCCGUGCUCCCAGAGGUGAAGCCCAAGGUGGAGGAGGGUGGGCGCCACCCCUCCCCUUGCCAAUUCACCAUCACGACCCCCAAGGUAGAGCCAGCACCUGCUACCACUUCCCUUGGCCUAGGCAUGAAGCCGGGGCAAACUGUGAUGGGCAGCCGAGAGCCCCGGAUUGGUACAGGGCCAUUUUCCAGCAGUGGGCACGCAGCGGAGAAAGCCCCCUUUGGGGCCACAGGAGGACCACCAGCUCACCUGCUAGCCCCAAGCCCACUGAGUGGCCCAGGAGGAUCCUCCCUGUUGGAUAAGUUUGAGCUCGAGAGUGGGUCCUUGAGCUUGCCCGGUGGCCCUGCAGCAUCUGGGGAUGAGCUGGACAAGAUGGAGAGCUCCCUGGUGGCCAGCGAUCUGCCCCUGCUCAUUGAGGACCUGUUGGAACAUGAGAAGAAGGAGCUGCAGCAGCGGCAGCAGCUCUCAGCACAGCUGCAGCCGACUCCGCAGCAGCAGCAGCAGCAGCAGCAGCAGCAGCAUCCUCUGCUGUCCGCAGCAGGCCCUGCCCAGGCCAUGCCUCUGCCCCAUGAAGGCUCUUCUCCGAGUCUGUCUGGACCCCAACAGCAGCUUUCCCUGGGUAUCGGAGGGGCACGGCAGCCAGGCUUGGGCCAGCCGCUGAUGCCUACCCAGCCGCCGGCCCAUGCCCUCCAGCAGCGCUUGGCCCCAUCCAUGACCAUGGUGUCCAACCAAGGGCACAUGCUAAGUGGGCAGCACGGGGGGCAGGCAGGCUUGGUGCCCCAGCAGAGCCCACAGCCAGUGCUGUCCCAGAAGCCCAUGGGCGCCAUGCCACCUUCCAUGUGCAUGAAGCCUCAGCAGCUGGCAGUACAGCAACAGCUGGCUAACAGCUUCUUCCCAGAUACAGACCUGGAUAAAUUUGCUGCUGAAGAUAUCAUUGAUCCUAUUGCAAAAGCCAAGAUGGUGGCUCUGAAAGGCAUUAAGAAAGUGAUGGCUCAGGGCAGCAUUGGGGUGGCACCCGGUAUGAACAGGCAGCAAGUGUCCCUACUAGCCCAGAGGCUCUCAGGGGGACCUGGCAGUGAUCUGCAGAAUCAUGUGGCACCUGGGAGUGGCCAGGAACGGAAUGCUGGUGACCCCUCCCAGCCUCGUCCCAACCCACCCACUUUUGCCCAGGGAGUGAUCAACGAGGCUGACCAGCGGCAGUAUGAAGAGUGGCUUUUCCAUACCCAGCAGCUCCUACAGAUGCAGCUAAAGGUGCUUGAGGAACAGAUUGGUGUGCACCGCAAGUCCCGGAAGGCCCUGUGUGCCAAGCAGCGUACUGCCAAAAAGGCUGGCCGUGAGUUCCCGGAAGCUGAUGCCGAAAAGCUCAAGUUGGUUACAGAGCAGCAGAGCAAGAUCCAGAAACAGCUGGAUCAGGUCCGGAAACAGCAGAAAGAGCACACUAACCUCAUGGCAGAGUAUCGGAAUAAGCAGCAGCAGCAGCAGCAACAGCAGCAGCAGCAGCAGCAGCAGCAGCAACAGCAGCAUCAGCACUCAGCCGUAUUGGCUCUUAGUCCUUCCCAGAGUCCCCGGCUACUCACCAAGCUCCCUGGGCAGCUACUCCCUGGCCAUGGGCUGCAGCCACUACAGGGGCCCCCAGGUGGGCAAGCUGGAGGUCUCCGCCUGCCCCCGGCGGGUAUGGCACUGCCUGGACAGCCUGGUGGCCCCUUCCUCAACUCAUCCCUGGCUCAGCAGCAGCAGCAACAGCAGCAUUCUGGUGGGGCUGGAUCCCUGGCGGGCCCUUCCGGGGGCUUCUUCCCUGGCAACCUUGCUCUUCGAAGCCUCGGACCUGACUCAAGGCUUCUGCAGGAAAGGCAGCUGCAGCUGCAGCAGCAGCGCAUGCAACUGGCCCAGAAACUGCAGCAGCAGCACCAGCAGCACCUCCUAGGCCAAGUGGCAAUCCAGCAGCAGCAGGGGCCAGGGGUGCAGGCGAACCAGGCUCUGGGCCCCAAGCCCCAGGGGCUUCUGCCCCCUAGCAACCACCAAGGUCUUCUCGUCCAGCAGCUGUCCCCUCAACCACCCCAGGGGCCCCAAGGCAUGCUGGGCCCUGCUCAGGUGGCAGUAUUGCAGCAGCAGCACCCUGGAGCUUUGGGUCCCCAGGGCCCUCACAGACAGGUGCUUAUGACCCAGAAUCGGGUGCUGAGUUCCCCCCAGCUGGCACAGCAGGGUCAGGGCCUUAUGGGACACCGGCUGGUCACAGCCCAACAGCAGCAGCAGCAACAGCAGCAGCAGCAGCACCAACAGCAGGGAUCCAUGGCAGGGCUUUCCCAUCUUCAGCAGGGGUUGAUGUCACACAGUGGGCAGCCUAAACUGAAUGCCCAGUCCAUGGGCUCCCUGCAGCAGCAGCAGCUCCAGCAGCAACAGCAGUUCCAGCAGCAACAGCAGCAGCUCCAGCAACAGCAGCAGCUACAACAGCAACAGUUGCAGCAGCAGCAGCAGCAGCAGCAGAUGGGCCUUUUGAACCAGAGUCGAACUUUACUGUCUCCUCAGCAGCCGCAGCAGCAGGUGACACUUGGCCCCGGCAUGCCAGCCAAGCCUCUUCAACACUUUUCUAGCCCCGGAGCCCUGGGCCCAACCCUCCUCCUGCCGGGCAAGGAACAAAAUGUAGAGACGGCGCUUCCUUCAGAGGGCACUGAGGGGUCCUCUGCCCAUCAGGGAGGAGGGCCGCUAGCAGUAGGGGCUACACCUGAGCCAAUGGCUGCUGAACCAGGGGAGGUAAAGCCUUCACUCUCUGGGGACUCACAACUCCUGCUUGUCCAACCCCAAGCCCAGCCUCAGCCCAGCUCCCUACAGCUACAGCCACCUCUGAGGCUCCCAGGACAACAGCAGCAGCAGCAAGUUAAUUUGCUCCACACAGCAGGCGUAGGAAGCCAUGGGCAGCUAGGCAGCGGAUCAUCUUCUGAGGCCUCAGCCAUGCCCCACCUUCUGGUCCAACCAUCUGUUUCCUUAGGGGACCAGCCUGGACCCAUGACCCAGAACCUUCUCGGCCCCCAGCCGCCCCUUGGGCUCGAGCGGCCCAUGCAGAAUAAUACAGGGCAACAGCCUCCCAAGCCGGGACCUGUCCCCCAGCCCGGGCAGGCUCUGUCUGGGGUUGGAGUCAUGCCUACAGUGGGUCAGCUUCGAGCACAGCUCCAAGGAGUCUUGGCCAAAAACCCACAGCUGCGGCACUUGAGUCCUCAGCAGCAGCAGCAGCUCCAGGCCCUCCUCGUGCAGCGGCAGCUGCAGCAGAGUCAGGCAGUACGCCAGACUCCACCGUACCAGGAGCCUGGGACCCAGCCCUCUCCCCUCCAGGGCCUCCUGAGCUGCCAGCCACAACCUGGGGGCUUCCCUGGAUCCCAGACAGGCCCCCUCCAGGAGCUGGGAGCAGGACCUCGACCUCAGGGCCCACCCCGGCUCCCUGUCCCACAAGGAGCCUUAUCCACAGGACCAGCCCUCGGCCCUGUGCACCCCACACCUCCACCAUCCAGCCCCCAAGAGCCAAAGAGACCCUCCUCACAGUUACCUUCCCCCAGUGCCCAGCUUACCCCCACCCACCCAGGGACUCCAAAGCCACAGGGGCCAACCUUGGAGUUGCCUCCGGGGAGGGUCUCACCUGCUGCCGCCCAGCACACGGAUACCUUCUUUGGCAAGGGUCUGGGACCUUGGAAUCCCCCAGACAACCUAGCAGAAACCCAGAAGCCAGAGCAGAGCAGCCUGGUAGCUGGGCAGCUGGAGCAGGUGAACGGACAGGCGGUGCCUGAGCCACCCCAACUCAGCAUCAAGCAGGAGCCUCGGGAGGAGCCGUGUGCCCUGGGAGCCCAGGUGGUGAAGAGGGAGGCCAAUGGGGAGCCAGUAGGGACACCAGGUACCAGCAACCACCUCCUGCUGGCAGGCCCCCGCUCAGAGGCUGGGCAUCUGCUCUUGCAGAAGCUUCUACGAGCAAAGAAUGUGCAACUCAGCGCUGGGCGGGGGCCUGAGGGGCUGCGAACUGAGAUCAACGGGCACAUUGACAGCAAGUUGGCUGGGCUGGAGCAGAAACUGCAGGGUACUCCCAUCAACAAGGAGGAUGCGGCAGCAAGGAAGCCUCUGACACCGAAGCCCAAGCGGGUGCAGAAGGCCGGCGACAGGUUGGUGAGCUCCCGGAAGAAGCUGCGGAAGGAGGACGGGGUGAGGGCCAGUGAGGCCCUACUGAAACAGCUGAAACAGGAGCUGUCCCUGCUGCCCCUAACGGAGCCUACCAUCACCGCCAACUUUAGCCUCUUUGCUCCCUUUGGCAGUGGCUGCCCGAUCAGCGGGCAGAGCCAGCUGAGGGGGGCCUUUGGAAGUGGGGCACUGCCCACUGGCCCCGACUACUACUCCCAGCUGCUUACCAAGAAUAACCUGAGUAACCCGCCGACACCACCCUCGUCGCUGCCCCCCACCCCACCCCCAUCGGUGCAGCAGAAGAUGGUGAACGGUGUCACUGCGUCCGAGGAGCUGGGGGAGCACCCCAAGCACGCUCCGGCUGCCCGCGACACGGAAGGGACGCCGCGGGAUGCUUCUGAGGUAAAGAGUCUGGACCUGCUGGCCGCCUUGCCUACCCCACCUCACAAUCAGACUGAGGACGUCAGGAUGGAGAGCGAUGAAGACAGCGACUCCCCUGACAGCAUUGUGCCGGCGUCGUCUCCUGAGAGCAUCCUGGGGGAGGAGGCCCCUCGCUUCCCUCAGCUGGGCUCUGGCCGGUGGGAACAGAAUGACCGGGCCCUUUCCCCUGUCAUCCCCAUCAUCCCUCGGGCCAGCAUCCCAGUCUUUGCAGACACCAAACCUUACAUGGCCCUCGACCUGGACAUCCCAGGAAAGCUACCUGCCACAACUUGGGAAAAGGGCAAAGGAAGUGAGGUGUCCGUCAUGCUCACGGUCUCUGCGGCCGCAGCCAAGAACCUCAAUGGUGUGAUGGUGGCCGUGGCAGAGCUGCUGAGCAUGAAGAUCCCCAACUCCUAUGAGGUGCUGUUCCCCGAGAGCCCUGCCCGGGCAGGCGUGGAGCCCAAGAAGGGGGAGGCCGAGGGUCCUGGAGGGAAAGAAAAGGGCCUGGGUGGCAAGAGCCCGGAGGCUGGCCCCGAGUGGCUGAAGCAGUUUGAUGCAGUGCUGCCCGGCUACAGCCUCAAAAGCCAACUGGACAUCUUGAGCCUCCUGAAGCAGGAGAGUCCCGCCCCAGAGCCGCCCACCCAGCACAGCUACACCUACAAUGUCUCCAAUCUGGACGUGCGACAGCUCUCUGCCCCGCCCCCUGAGGAGCCCUCCCCGCCCCCAUCCCCCUUGGCACCCUCUCCUGCCAGCCCGCCUGCUGAGCCCCUAGUUGAACUUCCGUCGGAACCCUCGGCUGAGCCACCUAUGCCCUCCCCUCUGCCGCUGGCCUCGUCCCCUGAAUCGGUGCGGCCCAAGCCCCGAGCCCGGCCCCCUGAGGAAGGUGAAGACUCCCGUCCGCCUCGUCUCAAGAAGUGGAAGGGGGUGCGCUGGAAGCGGCUACGCCUGCUGCUGACCAUCCAGAAGGGCAGCGGGCGUCAGGAGGACGAGCGGGAAGUGGCCGAGUUCAUGGAGCAGCUCGGCACGGCCUUGCGGCCAGACAAGGUGCCUCGGGACAUGCGGCGCUGCUGCUUCUGUCACGAGGAGGGUGACGGGGCCACGGAUGGGCCCGCCCGCCUGUUGAACUUGGACCUGGACCUGUGGGUGCACCUCAAUUGUGCCCUGUGGUCCACGGAGGUGUAUGAGACCCAGGGUGGGGCACUGAUGAAUGUGGAGGUUGCCCUCCACCGAGGCCUGCUCACCAAGUGCUCCCUGUGCCAGCGAACCGGUGCCACCAGCAGCUGCAACCGCAUGCGUUGCCCCAACGUCUACCACUUUGCCUGUGCCAUCCGCGCCAAGUGCAUGUUCUUCAAGGACAAGACCAUGCUGUGUCCCAUGCACAAGAUCAAGGGUCCCUGUGAGCAGGAGCUGAGCUCUUUUGCGGUCUUCCGGCGGGUCUACAUCGAGCGGGACGAGGUGAAGCAGAUCGCCAGCAUCAUCCAGCGAGGAGAACGGCUGCACAUGUUCCGUGUGGGGGGCCUCGUGUUCCAUGCUAUUGGGCAGCUGCUCCCUCACCAGAUGGCCGACUUCCACAGUGCCACCGCCCUCUACCCCGUGGGCUAUGAGGCCACACGCAUCUACUGGAGCCUCCGCACCAACAACCGGCGCUGCUGCUACCGCUGCUCCAUUGGUGAGAACAACGGGCGGCCCGAGUUCAUGGUCAAAGUCAUGGAGCAAGGCCUGGAGGAUCUGACCUUCACCGACGCCUCUCCCCAGGCCGUGUGGAAUCGCAUCAUUGAGCCUGUGGCAGCCAUGAGGAAAGAGGCUGACAUGCUGCGGCUCUUCCCUGAGUACCUGAAAGGCGAGGAGCUCUUUGGGCUGACAGUGCACGCGGUGCUCCGCAUAGCUGAAUCGCUGCCCGGGGUGGAAAGCUGUCAGAACUAUUUGUUCCGCUAUGGACGCCACCCUCUGAUGGAGCUGCCCCUCAUGAUCAACCCCACUGGCUGUGCACGAUCAGAACCCAAGAUCCUGACACACUACAAACGCGUUUUCACAUCCAUUAUCUCAUUUGAUCCUCACAACAACCUUAUGAGGCCCCACACCCUGAACAGCACCAGCAUGUCUAAGGCGUAUCAGAGCACCUUCACAGGCGAGACCCACACCCCAUAUAGCAAGCAGUUUGUGCACUCCAAGUCGUCUCAGUACCGGCGGCUGCGCACCGAGUGGAAGAACAACGUGUAUCUGGCUCGCUCCCGGAUCCAGGGCCUGGGGCUCUAUGCCGCCAAGGACCUAGAGAAGCACACGAUGGUCAUCGAGUACAUCGGCACCAUCAUUCGCAACGAGGUGGCCAACCGGCGGGAGAAAAUCUACGAGGAGCAGAAUCGAGGCAUCUACAUGUUCCGAAUUAACAAUGAACAUGUGAUUGAUGCUACAUUGACCGGAGGCCCUGCCAGGUACAUCAACCAUUCCUGUGCCCCUAACUGUGUGGCGGAGGUUGUGACAUUUGACAAAGAGGACAAAAUCAUCAUCAUCUCCAGCCGGCGAAUCCCCAAAGGAGAAGAGCUGACCUAUGACUAUCAGUUUGAUUUUGAGGACGAUCAGCACAAGAUCCCCUGCCACUGUGGAGCCUGGAAUUGUCGGAAAUGGAUGAACUGAGAAGCUUUGAGGCUACCAGGCAGGGGAGUCCACCCACCCCCAACCUCUUCCCUGAAAGGGAUGAGGGGGAAGAGAGGUAGCAGCCAGAGCCAGGACCCAGGGCUGGGGCUGCCGGCUGACCGGAGCCCCUGGCACAGGAGGCUGGGGCAGAGGGCCCUAGGCCAAGCCCACCCUGGGCACCAGGGACAACCCCUUCCCCGCCACCGGCCCUCAGGCUGGCAUCUCUGCCCCCAACUCCAGGAGGGGCCAGACAGAAGCAGCCAUUGGGCAUCUCAGGUUUGAGGGGGAUACGGGCCUGGAGCUACCCAGAAGCCUCUGGGAGGCAGCAGGGAAGAGAGGAGGAUGUGGGGCCUCACAGCCCUGCUGCUCCCUCUGACUCCUCCAGCCCAACUCCAGGCUGCAAAAGAGACUUGACUAAGCUUGACAAUCCCAAAGGCCGGGUCCCACACCUGGCCCUGCCUGCCGGGUCCUGCCCCCACCCUCACUCCCACCCCCUUCCCUCUUGAUCUGUCUCUGUCUCCCUCUUCUCCUCUGUGUUUCUGUCUCUCUAUGGGUUGUGUUUCCUUGUUUUCCACUCUGACAAAUGCAACGUGAAUGGGAAAGAGGCGCCCGAGCUGCCCGGGAGGGCAAGCUGGGCAAGCCGGGCAAGGAGACCCCGCACCCACACCUACCUCAUUUAAGUGUUGGAUUUUUUGCUGUUUUGAAAUGUGAGACCCUCUCCAAGCCCCCCGACUGCCCCAACCCUCUCCCCCACCUCACUGCCCUCUUCUGAGUGGGUGGAAGAGGGGGCAGGAGGAGGAAGAAAAAACAACAACAAAAAAUCCAUCUUUGUUUUUAAUUCUGGGCAUGGGAUGGUGGUUGAGGCAAAUGAUGGUGAAGAUUGGGGAUGACUGGCCCCUGGUUGCUCUGGGAGUUCCUUCUCCGUCUGGACACAGGAGGGGCAUGCUAAACCUAGGACCAGGCUGUCUCCCUCCUCUUCUCCCAACCUCCUCAUGCGCCCAUUGGCCCUCCGGCCCCUGCAUGGGGUGGGCGGGAUGGGUGAGGGCUGGCCUGAGAGGCGUGCCCGCACCCAGUGAGGCAGGGUGUGGCCCGGAGCUCCCACUUGCCCUCAGUCACCAAACUGCUGCUGGUCUGGUGGGAAGGGGUGGUGGUGCGGGGUGGGGAGCUUAGUGUCAGCGCGGGGAGGGUGGGGGGUAUUUAUCUAUUUAUACAUGGGGUUGUACAUAGUCGUGUGGGGCACGGGGGAGCCGGCUGGAGGUGAGAACCCUCCCCUCUCCCCCACCCCCCGGGGAGAGCAAAUGUAAAACUACUAAUUUUUGUGCUUUAUAUAUUCUAUAUAAAUAUAUCUAUUUUCUUUUUACAAAACCAGUUUAUAAAUGGUAGGGGGGCGUGGGGCGGACACAUGGAGCUCCCCUUGUGGGGGGGCCCCCUCCAUUACCCAACCUACCGCCCUUUUCCUCACCCCCCCCCCACUCCCUACCCCCUGGCGAUGACUGCUGUAAGGUGGGGGUACAGAGAGAGGCCGGGCGAUUCCCACCCGCUUGUAUCGUUGGACUACGUUAUAACGCACAAAAGUGAGCUGACCCCAGCGGGGGAGCCAGAGGCCGAGGGGUUCCCCGCCUCCCCUUCCCCUUCCUGCCCAAGCUUGUGCUGCAGUUGAACCUCUUUCCGGGGGUGAGGGUAGGGUGGGGGCUGGGUGAGGCCCCGGACCCCUCCUCUAGUGGGGAGCCAUGGGAAUGAAGAUGAAGCUUAUAUGCAGUUCUCUCCUAAGGGGCUGUGGGCAAAGGGCAUUUUGUAAUUAAUAUUUUCAAGAAUCAAAUGUCUGGAGUGUAGGAGUGGGCUUGGUGGCAAUGGAUGGGCAGGCCUGCUGGAGGGGGAGCACAAAUUGCUGUUGUGAUUUUAGGUUUGUUUUUGUUUUGUUUUGAAUUGGGGGGGGUCGUGAAUUGGGGGUAGGGAGUUUUUUUUUUUUUUUAAGCUGCUUCCUCAACCGUUUCAAGCUGCAGAUGUUUUAAGAGAGCACCCCCACUCCGGCGGGAACCGCUAUAAUUAAGUCAGACAGUGGGGAGACUGGGCUGCCCCCAAAGCCACAGCCCUUGGACCCUUUUCCAAGAGCGAAAGGUCUAGGCUACAGGGAGGGGGAGAUUGGCUCCUAUGAGUCAGGCUCUGGUUGGGGCUUGGGCCCUUGGAUUGGGAAAAGGAGAAGGGGCAGACUUUGUAAGCAUAUGCUAGGUAUCCAAUAGUCCUGUAGAACUUAGUAAAGAAACCUUAUACAGUUUUUAAUUUUUAUAUAAACUAUAACUCAGA
Messenger RNA from Lepus europaeus (European hare), 19354 nucleotides. It is a transcript of the gene KMT2D, whose product is annotated as lysine methyltransferase 2D. The coding region runs from base 383 to 17050 and encodes 5555 amino acids. Gene Ontology annotation, molecular function: histone H3K4 methyltransferase activity; transcription coactivator activity; histone binding. Gene Ontology annotation, biological process: positive regulation of transcription by RNA polymerase II. The transcript is spliced from 56 exons. The record is from RefSeq and is a predicted model, not a curated record. Gene Ontology annotation, cellular component: MLL3/4 complex; nucleus. NCBI's taxonomy places the organism in Eukaryota, Metazoa, Chordata, Mammalia, Lagomorpha, Leporidae.